CCCCCUACCACCCAAUGAGGGCCGGGGCGGUGCCGGCUGGUAUGGCAGCCCACGCGCCGCGGCGUUGAGUACCAAAGGUCACCGCCGCCAAUCCUGCCGCUGCCGCCGCCGCCGCCAUGGGCACCGUAUACGCUCGGAGUUUGGAGCCCCUUCCAAUGAGUGGGCCAGACUUUGGUGCCUUGGGAGAGGAAGCUGAGCUGGUUGAAGUUGAACCUGAAACAAAGCAGGAAAUUCUUGAAAACAAAGAUGUGGUUGUUCAGCAUGUACACUUCGAUGGACUUGGAAGGACCAAAGAUGACAUUAUCAUGUAUGAAAUCUCUGAUGUUUUCAAGGCUAAAAAUCUCAUUGAUGUAAUGAGAAAAUCACAUGAAGCUCGUGAAAAGUUGCUUCGUCUAGGAAUCUUUAGACAGGUAGAGGUUUUGAUUGAUACCUGUCAAGGAGAUGAUGCCCUUCCAAAUGGUUUAGAUGUAACCUUUGAGGUAACAGAAUUAAGAAGACUAACUGGAAGCUAUAACACUAUGGUUGGCAACAACGAAGGCAGUAUGGUACUUGGGCUCAAGUUCCCCAAUCUCUUUGGACGUGCAGAAAAGGUAACCUUCCAGUUCUCAUAUGGAACAAAGGAAACUUCAUAUGGCCUGUCAUUCUUCAAACCACAGCCUGGAAACUUUGAAAGAAAUUUUUCAGUUAACCUGUAUAAAGUAACUGGACAGUUCCCUUGGAGCUCUCUUCGUGAAACUGAUAGAGGAAUAUCAACAGAACUUAAUUUUCCAAUCUGGAAGACCAAUCACACACUGAAGUGGGAGGGUGUGUGGAGAGAGCUUGGAUGCCUUGGUAGAACAGCAUCCUUCUCUGUUCGAGAAGAAAGUGGACACUCUCUGAAAUCUUCCCUCUCUCAUGCCAUGGUAAUUGAUUCCCGGAACUCUACAAUCUUGCCAAAAAGAGGUGCUUUGCUGAAAAUUAAUCAGGAGCUGGCUGGCUAUACAGGUGGAGAUGUGAGAUUUCUGAAAGAAGAUUUUGAAUUUCAGUUAAAUAAGCAACUUCUCUGGGAUUCGGUUUUUUCGGCAUCACUUUGGGGUGGAGUGGUAGUACCUAUUGGAGACAAGCCAUCCAGUAUAGCUGAUAGGUUUUACCUUGGUGGACCAACAAGUGUGCGAGGGUUCAGUAUGUACAGCAUUGGACCCCAGAAUGAAGGUGAUUACUUGGGAGGAGAUGCCUACUGGGCUGGAGGCUUGCAUCUGUACACUCCUCUACCUUUCCGGCCUGGUCGGGGAGGUUUUGGAGACCUUUUCCGAACACAUUUCUUCCUCAAUGCUGGAAACCUCUGCAAUCUUAACUAUGGUGAUGGUCCCAGAGCUCACCUGCAGAAGCUGGCAGAGUAUAUCCGAUGGUCUUAUGGUGCCGGAAUAGUGCUCCGACUUGGAAACAUUGCUAGAUUGGAACUUAAUUACUGUUUCCCCAUGGGAGUACAGUCUGGUGACAGGAUAUGUGAUGGUGUUCAGUUUGGAGCAGGAAUCAGAUUCCUAUAAUAUAGAAAUGAUUUACAUCAGUAAUAUGAAGUUGAGCUCUGUAAUUGAAAUUAAGACUAUAAUACAGCUCGAUAUGGUCUAUUUUUUUCUUUAAAUACUGAUACACAUUUGAGUGAUUUACCUCAGACUCCACAAGAAACUAUAUUAAAAGAAUUAUGCUCUGAAGGUUCAUUGUACCUCUGAUUCUUAUCAAAGAUGGGAGAAUGUUCAUAAGAUUCUAGCUAUUUUAAUUUAUAGUUUUUACUUAGUAGUAGUUUCUUAAAAAGUUAGACAGUUGUGUUGGAAAUUGGUUCUUGAAUACAUUCGACAUGACUGUAAUUGUCAUUGGCCUGCAUAGCCUUCAGUCUUCCAACUGCAAGUCUCACAAGUGCUGGGAUGACCAAGUGCGUGUAUGGUCAGAGUGGAAAUUAAGGGGUAACAGUUUUUCUCCAUCUUCAAAAUGCAUCAAAAAUGAUACAAAAAAUAAUGGUAUUAAGUGAAGCAGAAUAUUCUGAUUCAAGUAUGUUUCACUACUGUAAAAUCAUCCAUAUGUAAAUGUGUCCUGUAAUCUGAAUUGCGUACUAUAAAUGCUCAAGUCCAGCUGCCUAGCAUAGUGAAUGCUAAAAUUCAAGAAUAACUUUGAAAGAUUUUCAACUCUGAGGAAGUUUUGAGUCUUUAAUAAUCAUAGCCAAGCCAUUGAUUUUGGGUCUUGCUGGUUAGAUCUUCUGUAGCAGUUGCAAAAACAGACAUCUGGAAGUGAUCACAUGAUGCUGCCUUGUUUGCUUUUGUGUCAGAGGCAUGCUUCACUACUACCUUUUUUAGAUGCUAAUCACAAAAGUGGCCUCUGAGACUGGAGUAAUUCACUAGUUCAGUCCUAAUGACUCAGCUUUGAAGAUAGUUUAGAUAGAUAGAUAGACCUACAUCAAUCUUUAGUUAUAAGAGAGUGAAUCUGUAAUCUACUUUUCCUGCAUCUAAAUUUACUUUUGCUGUUGUUGUUUUAGGCGUUGGAAAAGAUAAAAUUACAAUACAAAUAAUAUUCUGGGAGAGUAGAAUUUCCCAGCUUUGUCCAGUCUGUCCUUGACUCUAAAUCUCCUCAUGUAAUUGUCUAGCACUGGUUCUUGAGCAGAAGUAUACAAACUAUUAUACUCCCACUUUCUUCUAUCCAACUAAAGGCAUGGGUUCGCACAUACUGAGAAGCUGUGUGACUUUGCUGAAUGAUGUCAGGACUCAUGAAAUCUUGUUCCCAGUCAAGUUAGUGCUGGCAGGCACUCUGUUCUUUAAAGAGGCUACAGUUUUAUGCAUUGCUUUAGCAGUGGUAUAUAUUGCUAUUGUACUAAUACAGUGACUAAAUCUGUUCAUGUUGGUAACUCACUUUAUAAAAUACAAAGCCUAGAAACUGGUCUGUGUAGCUUUGCAGAGCUUCACUUGACUGAACAUCCUUCCCCUUUUUAUAAAGUUUAUCAACAGGAUCACAGAUGUUCGAAACAGAAAGUGUGAAUUACAGAAAUCAGAUCUACUUCAAAUACCAACAUUUAAUAUAAAGAUUUUUUUGUGUGUUUAUCUAACAGUGAGAGAAACACUCUGUAGCCAACAACUUAGGCUCAGGCGAGGAUCUCAGUGGAGUAGCAAUUUAUUCGCUAUUGCAGUGGCGGGCGUCCCACAAGCAGGAGCGUGCCUACUAGUCACACAGUAUGGCUUAUAUACUUUAUUUAUCGAUGGCCAGGACCCUCCCUUGUUUCCCUAUUGACUAGGUAAUCCAGAUUCACAGCCUAUCCGAUGCUUCAGAGACAAUACAUGGCCUUCAGUUGCCUGCCUGUUAAAUUUCAAAUUUCUUUUGACUUUUUUUACUGUUUGAAGUGGUAAUGUUUCUUCACUUAUCUGACUUAACUUGACACCGUGAUUUUCACCUAAUUGUUCUAAGGAGUCUGGUUGUCUGCAUUUUACAAGGUCGCCUGCUAAAUUUUCUUAUCACUGCAAGCAUAUCUCAAUACCGCGUUGCUUACCUUUAAACAAUGUUACUUUGCAAAAACAUUUUAUUCCCACAACAGCUCAUGUGGCAAAUACAUAUUUAACAAAGCAUUUCCGAUGAUUUUUUGUUGUUACAAGAUAAAAUAUGACGCUAUGUUAAGAAUGCCAACAAAUGUAACUGUUUUUUCUCCAGCACCAUCUACAUUUUGACAUACAAAAAUAUUUUUGGUGGGAAGAAUGGGAAUGUUUAGAUACUAAAAUACUGUUAGGAUUUUCUCCCAGGAGUUCUAAGUUUAUUUUGGUCAUGUUGAUAAAAUUAGAUGCAUUCUGAUACCCUAGGAACUCUGUUUUGUGCGCAUUGUUAUUAAAGUCUUCUCACAUUUAGUCUUUUAAUAUUGCGUGGGAGUCCUAAACUAGUAUCAGUUGUCCAUUCUAGAGGGCAAGGUAUCCUUCCUGAGUAGAAAUAGUCUUAAGUUGUGCACUAAGAAUCUAGCUUACAGUUAAGUUUUGGGAAAACUGUGAUCUAUACAAUAAAAUAAGGGAUGAAUGGGGAAAUUUUGUUGAAGGCUGAACAAACAAGCCUUUCAAGAACAUCUGCUGACAGACUAUGCUUUACUGAAUACCAUAGAAUUGCCAGUAAUAAUAAAGGGAGGAAAAUCCUGAGUCUUUAUCUGGGUCACUGUUUCCCUACCUGUAUUGCACUACAUUAAAAGAUAAUGUUUUCUUACAGCAUAUAACAAGUGCACAAAAAGGAAGGGAAUGCAUUCCAGACUCUGGAAGCAAUGUCUGAAUCACACUGUCACUUGUAUAGAAUAUUUUGAAAUGAAUAAUGUAUUCCCACUUGAAAUUUGUUGCAGAUGCUUAUAAUUAGGAUGGAUAAGAUAGAAAGUAGAAUCCCAGUAGAAUCUGCUCUAGCACUGAGCAAAAUCAGUGGCAGAAUGAAUCUGAAAUAAUUUUCUUCUUAGUUGAUUGCAUUUCUGGACAUAGAGUCUGGAAAAGGAUAAAAGGCAUAAGGAAGGUCUGCAGUAAUAACUGUGAUUCCAAAGGAUGGUAUUUGCUUAAAUGGAGUCUUGGAUAUUGGUUUACUUACUGAGUAAUUGAGAUGCCCUUGCUUUUAUAGCCUACUGUGCUGCACCUGAAGCUGGACCACAUGCCUGAGGAGCCUUUAGGUGUAUGUUAACAGCACUGAGGUGGCAGAUGCCAUCUGAAGGAGAGUUUCUUUGGCUGUGGUGUUUCUUCAGUGCCUACAUUUCUUUCUAUGGGCUAAAAAAGACCUGGAGGGGGGGGAAAGAGCACCUUCCUUAUAGUCAAGAAGUAGCAGGAGCUUCUGGGGACAAGGACUGUGCAGUCUUACUGCUGUAUUGAGGGCACCUCUGAGCCAGUGAGAGCAGAGAAAUGUGUCAAUAACAGGGCUAAUGUUUCUAUCACCAGUUCUAAGGCAGUGAUUUCUUGGAGCUGUUCCACCUGCAUAAAACAAAGUUGUGAACGUUCUUUAUGUUUGGGAGAGCUGGUGGCAUGAGGCAAUGCUAAUAAGUAAGCUGUUAGGCGGACUUUGGGGGAAGGUGGAUGAGGAAACAGGGAGGUUGUUUGAGUGUAGGGGUCAGGUUUGUUGUGAUAUUGAGAUCAAAACUGCAUUUGAUUUCAAAAAUACAAGCUUUAAAAAUAAAAUAGGAUGCCAAUUUAUAAUAUGGAAAUGUGCUUCAACAAAAGUAUGUUUGCUGUUGCCCUGUGCCUUUCUUAAUACAGGUCUGUACCUGUUGUUAGUGAAGAUCUCAGCAGAGAUGUAGCAACUAAUGUCUGAUACUCAGUGCCUUGCCAAAAUACCUAUUGAAUUUUGUAGAAAGUGCUGUUCCUGUCAUGUCCUUGGAGGGGAAUGUGCAGAAUUGUCCUUUCCCAUGUACAAUAAAAUAGACAGAAAAGCGAGUAUGGGUCAGACUGGGUCUCCCUUCCCUGGUGUGCAUGAGCAGUUACUUGAAUGAGAAAAUACUAAUUUGUAUUGAUGUUGCAGGGGGAAAAAAGCCUCAUUCCUUAAUGGGAAUAGUGAAGUUGGUCAUAUGCCUGGCAUAUUAUCUUGAAUUUUGUAUGGGAUAACAUAAGAAAAUAAUCUAAAAUUACAGAAUUUCAAUGCACAGGAUUGCAGUAUUUUUCUGCCAUUCUCAUCUCUUUAAAAGGCCUAGCGCCUGGCAGCCCCAGUGCUAACGAUAGAUUUGAGGAGGAUUUUUACACAAUUACUCUGCCAUGGGAAGGUUUUUGAAAUUGUGGAAUUUACUGUAUGAUUUAUGUCAUCAGUGCUAAAUUGCUGUUAGCAACUGCAGUGCUCUUGGUGAUAUUAACUUAAUUGGGACAAGACUUUAUGCAGAAUGUGGUCUGUGCAAGUCAGAGCACUCAGCUUCCUUCCAUUGUUAGAAAAUACAAACUGGUCUGCAGCUGUAGAGCUAAUGUAUGCAUGGAAUAAAUGGUCUUUGUAAAAAAUUUUCAACUAGAAUACAUAAUAUAAAUUAUUCUGAAGCAAAUCAGUAGCAUCAGUUAAGAGGCACAUUUCUACCUCAGUAGUGAACAAGUACCAUUAUUUAAAAAUAAAACCAAAAUAACAACAACAAAAAAAGCAUUUUCAAUCAUUUGGUAGACCAGAGAGAAAAAAUAAUAGCAUCUUGUGUCUAAAUUAUCUAUCAUCUGAGAAAAAUCAGUAUGCAUAUUAUUAUAAUAGAGGAAGACUGUAUGGAAUGAUUUUCUAUUUUGAAAAGCCAUGUGGUUCUGCUUUACUUCAGUAUGUGAAGAACUAUGAGAUCAUUGCCCCAUAUAUCCCAGGUCACCAUUACUUUGUGUGUGGGAAUAAAAAUGUUGUUUUUGCAGAGUUACAUUGUUUAAAGGUAAGGAAUGUGGUAUUGAUAUGCUUGCAGUGAUAAGAAAGCUUAACAGACAACCUUGUAAAAUGCAGACAACCAGAAUCUUUAGAGCAAUUAGGCGGAAAUCACUGGGUAAGAAACAUUACCACCUCAAAGAGUAUAAAAGUCAAAAGAAAUUUGACUUAAUAACAGGCCGACAACUGAAAGCCAUGUAUUGUCUCUGAAGCAUCGGAUAGGUUGUGAAUCUGGAUUACCCAGUCAACGGGGAAACAGGGGAGGGUCCCAGUCCUCGAGGAAAAAAAAAGUAUAUAAACUGUGUUAUGGAACUAGUAGGUGUGUUCUCCUGCUUGUGGGGCGCCUGCCAUUGCAAUCGCGAAUAAAUUACUACUUCACUGAGAUCCUCACCUGAGCCUAAGUUGUUGGCUACAGAGUGUUUCUCACAUGUGACACACCUAAUUACAGUAAUCUCGUUUUGAAUGGAGUAUCAAAUGCUAAAGUAGAGGAAGCAACAACAACAGCAAAAAACAUUGAAAGUCUUUUUUAUAGGCAAAAUGAGCAAAUGUCAAUCCAGACUUUUAAGUGUUCAGCAAAACGUUAAACCUAACAAUUCUGGGCUGAAAUUAAAAUAGAUUUUGAACUAGAUUUGGUCUUUCCAGUGUAAUGUUUUGUGAAAGACAUGUUUUCUUAAUGAAUAUACUCUCACAGGAAUCUCCUGACAAAAGAGGGUACCAGAGAGAAUUUUCUGGGUCAUAAACUGCUGGUAUCUCAUUCAGUGUGGAAGGUUUCAAUGAAUAAUGUAACUGGGCUGCCUUGGUACUCCUCUUUACACAGAACACACACUUCAAAUGGAAGGCCAUUCAACUCAUGCGGCAGCAGCUGUGUCACUUUGAAUGGCUAUCGGCCAGUUAAAUUAUUAAAGACUAACAAACACUUGAAAGUCCUCACAUAAGCUCUUCAUUUCCUAUUUAGAAGAGCACUGUUUGUUUGAACUUCUUGUUUUCUUUUUUUGAAGUGUAAUGUUGCCUUUGCCAUAGACACUCUCUUCUUGUCUCAAACAAUCCAGUUUCCUUUUAUUUUACAAUAGGUUGACAUACUUUUCCUACUUAGGCUGUAAAUUUAAACAUUUCUGUUAUAAACAUGUAGGAUAUCAAAGUGUGAGGCAAAUGGAUGUAUUUGUGUGGUUUUCUUUAAAUUAUUGAAAGAUAUUUGCACAUAAGUUGUUAAAUUUCAAGUGCUGUACUUAGGUUGGUUAAGAUUUGUAUGCUGUUUGGACUGUGUGUAUAGCUUGUGAACCAAUUUGUGUGCUUUCUUGGUUGGAGUUUGUACUUACAGAUUUUCAGAUUACAAUUUCAUAAAAACA
Messenger RNA from Cygnus atratus (black swan), 7679 nucleotides. RefSeq names its product SAMM50 sorting and assembly machinery component (gene SAMM50). Gene Ontology annotation, cellular component: SAM complex; outer membrane. The transcript is spliced from 15 exons. Gene Ontology annotation, biological process: protein insertion into mitochondrial outer membrane; mitochondrial respiratory chain complex assembly. The record is from RefSeq and is a predicted model, not a curated record. The coding region runs from base 117 to 1526 and encodes 469 amino acids. Lineage: Eukaryota; Metazoa; Chordata; Aves; Anseriformes; Anatidae.